This is a messenger RNA of Eurytemora carolleeae, 1243 nucleotides long. RefSeq names its product homeobox protein Dlx2a. NCBI's taxonomy places the organism in Eukaryota, Metazoa, Arthropoda, Copepoda, Calanoida, Temoridae. Bases 7 to 906 code for a protein of 299 amino acids. The transcript is spliced from 10 exons. The record is from RefSeq and is a predicted model, not a curated record. Gene Ontology annotation, molecular function: DNA-binding transcription factor activity, RNA polymerase II-specific; RNA polymerase II transcription regulatory region sequence-specific DNA binding. Gene Ontology annotation, cellular component: nucleus. Gene Ontology annotation, biological process: regulation of transcription by RNA polymerase II.
CCAAGUAUGAAUGCCAACCUUCUCAAGUUUUCUAUACAGAGUAUACUCUCAGCAAGGGAGGCUGUGAAGAGGCUGGAGGUUGCUGAUGAUCACGAGGAUAUAGAGGAUCGAGAUCAAGAGAACGAACUGAGGAUUGCCAGACCUCUAGUCACAAAUUGGAACGGUACACCGUAUUCUCCUUAUGGAAACUUGUUUGAUAGUCGACCCUUCCUACUUUCUAGUUUAUACAGUAGUCUUCAUCCUUCUAUACCUCAUCAAGACAGAAACCGGUUGGAUCUUCCGUUAGUUCAGAGAAUUGUUGGAUUAGGAGGAGUGCAUUCUUUACAAUCUCCAAGACCUGCCUAUAUGGGCGGGCUUCCCCGCCCCCUCCCUUCUUUACAUCAGGAAAAGGACCGAAAGGAGGAUAUGUCUGAUGAUGAUGAUGAUAAAGGAGAUGAUGAUGAGAGGAGAAGGAAAAAGAAAACUAGAACAGUAUUCUCCAGAAGUCAAGUUUUCCAGCUGGAGUCCACCUUUGAUAUUAAACGAUAUCUGUCAAGUUCUGAGAGAGCUAGUCUUGCUUCCUCUCUUCAUCUUACUGAAACUCAGGUUAAAAUCUGGUUCCAAAACCGUAGAAACAAAUGGAAAAGGCAACUUGCUGCUGAUAUGGAGGCAGCCAACCUUGCCGGAGCAAGUAGAAGCCUCCCUCCUCACCCGGUUCCUCUCUUCUUGCAAUCCCAUCAUAUUAAACAGAUUGGAAGUUCAGAUUCUGGAUUCCUCCGAUCCUCUUCUCCCUCCUCCAUCAGCUCCCUUCCUCACCUUCCCUCACACCCAUCCCUGACCCCCUCGCAGGCAGCUUCCCUCGUAUUCCCUCCCUCAAGCCACUCUAUUUCUACCUCAAUGCAAGGUGGGUCUCUGCAUUUUGUUUGAAUUAACAGGAUCGAAGAAGUGUCGACAAUUUAAAUUCAAGAAACUUCAAGAAAACUGAAACUAAAAAUUAAACAAAUCUUUUAGAUUUUUUUGUUUCUGAAAUAAACACCAAAACAGUCAACUUGAAAAUACUUUGCUUAUAUCCUCAAAAAGAGAUAACCUAAAUCAAACUGAUGGAUUGUCGACUGCGCUCUCUCUAAAAAUAGCUAGUCAAAAAUUAAAAAAUAAAAAUCCUUGGCAGCCUUUUGAAUUGAAAGAAAAUGCAACAAUUAUGUGCUGUUUUUUGGUUAUCACUGUACUAACAUUAUCUAUAAAAAUAAUUAGGAUUGAUACUGAA